CUGAUAAUUUUAUUAUAUUAUUUUGAUAUUUUGCUUGCAAAUUUUAGAAUAAUAUUUCUUUGUCCCUUCUCGUCGUGUUGUAUUAAUUUGCGAUUGUGCGAGUGAUGUGUAAAGUGCGUUAUCGUGUAAAUAUCUACGAACAUUUCAAGAAGAUCGAAAAUGCAUGGAGUUAAACAGGAAACGCAGCACUGCACUGUUGGUUGCGAAAUGACCAGGCUUGAGGUCUGACUACACUGGAUUUCCCGAUAGCUCCGAUCUCGCGCGCUCGUGUAUCGUUGAGAAUACCCCACCAGCCUUCGCGCCUUUCUUUCGCUUCAUUUUUUACUGCUAGUGAGAUGGUCUCCAGCAAGCAGGACCCUUUCAUCGAAGCAUGGUGGUCGAGCGCCGGCGCGGCGCUAUACGGCGCGUGCGGCGCGCGCACGCUGGAAGGCUGGCGGCACGUGCCCGACUCGCCGCGCCGCGACCGCGCGCGCGCCGGCGCCAUGUGCGCGCUCGCCGCCACCUCCGUGCUCAUCGUCGACGCCAUCCGCGUGCUCUGCGCCGAAGAUACCGGCUCCAUCGCCAGUUCCUACAGAAAACCCGCCAAACAAAAAGCCCCCCAACUAGGACUAAACAUGACAUAUUACAACAAAUUACCCGGGUGCGUGAGCAACUGGGCUCCAGCGAAACUCGCUCCUGCCAAUGUACCACUGAAUGACCCUAUGGCUGCGGCUCUUCAUACCACUCGAUUAGAAAUGGAUGCCCCCAAAUUAUCGCCCCAGAAAUUAACUCCUCAAAAAUUGCCCGAGAGUUGUCGACCUCUAAAAAUGGGACCGAGACUAACCCGAACAUUCUGGUAA
Leguminivora glycinivorella is the source of this 839-nucleotide messenger RNA. RefSeq lists its product as uncharacterized. The transcript has 3 exons. The record is from RefSeq and is a predicted model, not a curated record. NCBI's taxonomy places the organism in Eukaryota, Metazoa, Arthropoda, Insecta, Lepidoptera, Tortricidae. Bases 336 to 839 code for a protein of 167 amino acids.